Messenger RNA from Vitrella brassicaformis, 683 nucleotides. Lineage: Eukaryota; Vitrellaceae. The record is from the annotation of a GenBank genome assembly.
GACUAUGACAGAUAUCGUCUAUCCGUCUAUCGCUACCCUGGCUGUAUGGUAUCUCAACCAGAGGGCAACUGGUCUGGGCUACACUAGACUACUCUUGCUCAUCGUCUGCGUGAUGCUGCCACGAGUGCACGCGCUGCCAAUCUCACCAGCCAACCUGACACAAAGGGGAUGCAGACACACACUCAAUGUGCUUGUCAAGCUGCUCGUGCUCACAGGCAUCCCUACCUUGCUGGUUGGUCGUUGGGUGUGUGGCAAUGAAGGCGGAAGCGAUGACACUAGCUCAAAGAUACGUCCAUGGGCAUUUCCAAGUGAGUUCAAGGCUUACGGGGAUGAUUUCCAGAAAGUGGAAGACGCACUUUAAGUCGUGGGCGUCAAUCAAUGGCUUGGCUGACGUCGUGGCUGAUGAGGCGCUCCACGAGAGACCCCAGCUGACACAAGUCGGCAACAUGCCUGUACCACAAUACGACGACAACGGCAAGUGGACUGAUGCUUACAAUCAACAGAACGCAGAGUGGGAUCUGCUGAAGCACCAACAGAAGGACGAGAUCCACAGGCGUCAUCUCCUUCACGCUGAGCUCUUGUCGGCCUGCAAGGGUAACGACACUGCCUUCAAUCUGGUGAAACGCACAGAUAGAGGCAGCAGAGGAAGACAAAGACGGACUGUUAAGCGUGGAUGGAUGGCU